GCCGCCCGGCCGCCCCCCGCGCGGCUCCCGCACGCGCGCCGGGCGCUCGCAGCGCUCUCCCGGCCGGCUGCCGCCGCACCGAGACGGCGCGCGCAGGUAUGGCGCACGAGGAAGGAGCUACCCCUGAGUUGCUAGAUGCUCUCGUCGACAAGCGCCACCGGUCGUACAUGUCUGCGGUCCGUGGCAUCAGCUUAGGGACGUUUCGGGCUCGUGUGCCCGUGUCGACGAUGCCGAUACACCGUCGCUGGGUUCCUAGGUUACGCGCUUCAGGUCUUCUCCCGAUUGCGCGACUUGUGGAGGGAGAUAUGGCCGACCCUGCACGUCGACCUAGGGACAGGGCUCCACGGUUCCAGUUCGACAUGUCCCUCCUCGCGGCACUUCUCGACCGUUGGCGUUCGGAGACGCACACGUUUCACCUCCCGGUUGGUGAGAUGACCCCUACUCUUCAGGACGUGGCGAUGCUUCUAGGCUUGCCGUGUGCUGGACGAGCUGUGGGUGCAGAGGACGUGGGACUCUCGUGGCGCGAUGACCUUUUGGCUUGGUUCGCCGGGGUUCAGCGCAACGAGCUAGCGUUGCCGUACCGGCCCUUGCCUACGAACCACGCACACGGACCGACAAAGAGGUGGCUUCUACAGUUCAGUGCGGACUACAUGAGGGCAGACGCAGACGACUUUACGGUUGCCAGGCACUUCGAGGCCUACUUACUGUGGCUGUUCGGCUGGGUCAUGUUCUGCAGCUCGCAGGGUGACUCGUGCCCCAAACAGCUCAUUCCUUUGGCGAGGUCAAUAGCUGACGCUCCACUUCACGAGAUGCCACAGUUCAGCUGGGGUUCUGCUGUUUUGGCUGCGAGUUACAGGGGUCUUUGCACGGGCGUGACGAAGGUCUCGGCAGAGGAGCCCAUUUUUGUUGGGUGUCCUCUACUGUUACAGCUCUGGUCUUACGAGCGCUUUCCCGUUGGUAGGCCAAAGAUGGACUUCGAGCCGUACGUCCAGCUGUCCGCAGACCACGACGACGUCGACAGACCUACGAUGGGUUCGUUGUGGUGCCUCAGGAGGCCUUCUUGGGUCGGCGUGCAGACGAGGAAGUCGUACCACGACUUCGUUGGUCAGUUUGACGCUCUUGUGGACACGGACGUGAGGUGGACUCCUUACACUGCAGCCGACAUUUACGCCCGGGCACCGAGCGGUCUUUCGUCCUUAUGCCUGCGAGAUCACGAGUACUGGAUGACGAGGAAGCCGAUCCUUUACGACAUCCACAUCGAGGAGUACCACGUUCACCAGGUUAUGAGGCAGUUCGGUCUCUACCAGCAGACCCCGGUCCCGAUUGUGCACUCAGUGGAGGCCCACGUCCACAGGUGGACACGGCAGGGUCAGCCACCAGGCUCGCGGUGGGCCGACAAGGUCCGUCCUUACGUCGACUCUUGGGCCGCGGCCCUCGACGACGUCGUUUUCGAGGAUCGGCCGCACAGCGACGAGGAGUUCGCGGACUACCUACGGUGGUACCUGCCGAGGACGCGCACACGUGUCGUGCACGUUCCACCAGAGGCUCCGAUCGAGGCCGCAAGGGUGUCGGAGACGUACCCCGUAGUUCGAGAUCAGAACUUCGCCAUAGCGUACGAUGUCAUACGAGCGAUUGAGUCCGAGGCUUCGUCGAGUAUGGGCCAGUACCAUGACAUGACGCCCGCCCAGCACCAGAGCACACUGCAGAAGAUCGUCGAUAUGUGCAAGCGAUUCCGACAAGCCGUGACCUGUCGUGACGACAACACCUUCCUCCCACCUCGCAGUUCGGGGCCGGUUCCUGUGACCGGUCCAUCGUCACGACGGUCUGCACCCGCGGCACAGUCAGGUCCAACGCCACCGCCACCGCCACCUGAAACGAUGACGACACCUUCGGGUUCUGCAGUUUGGCCCACGUACGUGCCGCGACCGGCACAUUUGUACUCGGCAGCGCCCGGCUCGUCGCUGUUUCCGUCGAUGGAUCCCUACGGCGCUGGAUCUUCGUCUCUUCAUCGUCCAAUACACGAUUUAGAGUACCGGCAGGUGGGAGGGACAGACGACGAUGAGGAGAUUCAGGAGGUAGACGACCUCGCGCAGAUGGAGUGGGUGAACACGUUCUUCUCUUCUGCACCGACGCAGGAGGUCGUCGGCACUUCACAGCUGGGGGUGCCCCACUCGCGACGCAGGACUACAGUCAGGUGGAACAGACGCCUGUUCCUGAGCAGGGUCGUCGGUCCACUCGCCAGACCAUCCUGCCGGAGCCACUGA
Panicum virgatum (switchgrass) is the source of this 2264-nucleotide messenger RNA. Its product is annotated as serine/threonine-protein phosphatase 7 long form homolog. NCBI's taxonomy places the organism in Eukaryota, Viridiplantae, Streptophyta, Magnoliopsida, Poales, Poaceae. The transcript is spliced from 9 exons. The coding region runs from base 99 to 2264 and encodes 721 amino acids. The record is from RefSeq and is a predicted model, not a curated record. Gene Ontology annotation, biological process: meristem development; meristem maintenance.